AGGGGAAAAAGUGGGCCUGUUUCUCGGGUGGCCAAUCCACCGAGCCCGCGGUGCCACAGAGGAGGCGCCAGCGCUAGGCCAGCGCCAGGCCAGGCUGCCUGCUUCCCGCGGCAAAGUACAAAUGAGCCCGAGCGCGGCGCCUGGCGCCCUUGGCGAGCACAGCCGGCCCGCGCUCAGCGUCCCUCCGCGGCAGCCGCGCCGCCGCCGCCGCCGGGACCGCAGACCCCGAGCCCACCGAGCAGGGGGCGCCGGCCGCCUCUAGCCCGCGCGCCCGGAACACCCGCUGGUCCCGCGCGCCUCGCCCGGCACUGUGCGCUAGGCAGACGCCGGUCCUCUCCCUGCUUUCUCCUCCUCUCCCUCUCACCUUCCCCCUUACUUUGAUCGCCUCUCCCUUCUACCCGACCUUCCUCCGUCCCUCCAUCUCCAUCUCUCUUCCUCCUUUCCCUUGUUCUCGUUCCCCCUUUCUCUUUUUCCCACCUUAGAUCUCUCUUUUCGUCCUUCUUUCCUGCUCACCGCUGCUUCUCGACCCUUCUCCGACCCUGCUCUAGGAGCAACCCUCCUGGGGUCUGUGGGUUGAUCUGUGCCCCGUGCCUCAGUGUCCGUUUCGUCUCACUUUCUCCUGACUCCGCUCCCGGCCCAGCGCCCAGCGGCCUGACCCUGGGGAAAGGAAGGAUGGUUCCCGAGGUGAGGGUCCUCUCCUUCUUGCUGGGACUCGCGCUGCUCUGGUUCCCCCUGGACUCCCACGCUCGAGCCCGCCCAGACAUGUUCUGCCUUUUCCAUGGGAAGAGAUACUCCCCUGGCGAGAGCUGGCACCCCUACUUGGAGCCACAAGGCCUGAUGUACUGCCUGCGCUGUACCUGCUCAGAGAGCGCCCAUGUGAGUUGUUACCGCCUCCACUGCCCGCCUGUCCACUGCCCCCAGCCCGUGACGGAGCCACAGCAGUGCUGUCCCAGGUGUGUGGAACCUCACACUCCCUCUGGGCUCCGGGCCCCUCCAAAGUCCUGCCAGCACAAUGGGACCAUGUACCAACACGGAGAGAUCUUCAGUGCCCAUGAGCUGUUUCCCUCCCGCCUGCCCAACCAGUGUGUCCUCUGCAGCUGCACCGAGGGCCAGAUCUACUGUGGCCUCAUGACCUGCCCUGAACCAGGCUGCCCCGCACCCCUCCCACUGCCAGACUCCUGCUGCCAGGCCUGCAAAGAUGAAGCAAGUGAGCAAUCGGCUGAAGAAGACAGUGUACAGUCGUUCCACGGGAUGAGACAUCCUCAGGAUCCGUGUUUGAGCAAUGGUGGCAGAAGGAGAGGUCCAGGAACCCCAGCCCCCACUGGCCUCAGUGCCCCUCUGAGCUUCAUCCCUCGCCACUUUCGACCCAAGGGGGCAGGCAGCACAACUGUCAAGAUUGUCCUGAAGGAGAAACAUAAGAAAGCCUGCGUGCAUGGCGGGAAGACAUACUCCCACGGGGAGGUGUGGCACCCAGCCUUUCGUGCCUUCGGCCCCCUGCCCUGCAUCCUAUGCACCUGUCAGGAUGGCCACCAGGACUGCCAGCGUGUGACCUGCCCCACUGAGUACCCCUGCCGUCACCCCAAGAAGGUGGCUGGGAAAUGCUGCAAGAUUUGCCCAGAGGACAAGGCAGACCGUGACCACAGUGAGAUAAGUUCUACCAGGUGUCCCAAGGCGCCAGGCCGGGUCCUUGUCCACACAUCAGUAUCCCCAAGCCCAGACAACCUGCGUCGCUUUGCCCUGGAACAUGAGGCCUCAGACCUGGUGGAGAUCUACCUCUGGAAGCUGGUAAAAGAUGAGGAAACUGAGGCUCAGAGAGGUGAAGUACCUGGCCCAAGGCCACACAGCCAGAAUCUUCCACUUGACUCAGAUCAAGAAAGUCAGGAAGCAAGACUUCCAGAAAGAGGCACAGCAUUUCCGGCUGCUCGCUGGCCCCCACGAAGGUCACUGGAACGUCUUCCUAGCCCAGACCCCGGAGCUGAAGGUCACAGCCAGUCCAGACAAAGUGACCAAGACAUUAUAACAAAGCCCUAAACAGUUGCAGAUAGGAGCUUUAUCAUUGUUGUUAUUAUAUAUAUUAAUAAAUAAGAAGUUGCAUUACCCU
Messenger RNA from Callithrix jacchus (white-tufted-ear marmoset), 2101 nucleotides. It is a transcript of the gene CHRDL2, whose product is annotated as chordin like 2. Gene Ontology annotation, molecular function: BMP binding. The record is from RefSeq and is a predicted model, not a curated record. NCBI's taxonomy places the organism in Eukaryota, Metazoa, Chordata, Mammalia, Primates, Cebidae. Gene Ontology annotation, biological process: cell differentiation; negative regulation of BMP signaling pathway.